Prorocentrum cordatum is the source of this 1861-nucleotide messenger RNA. The record is from the annotation of a GenBank genome assembly. Lineage: Eukaryota; Dinophyceae; Prorocentrales; Prorocentraceae.
AUGCGCCUGCUGCGCCACAUCGGUGCGCCUGAGGGGCUGCUCGCGGCUAUGGUAAGUUUCUACGACCAGCGACGCCACUUCGUAGAGCUGGACGGCGCGGUGUCCCGCGCGCCCAUCUGCCCGGCGCGCUGCCCCGCAAGCAUGCUCUGCCUGAUCGUAGACAUGACCUUCUGGAGGCGAUGGACCGCCAGCCAAGUACCCGACACCCACGCCCGGGCAUACGCCGACGACAGGACCCUGCACGGCAGGGGGCCCCACGCCAAGAGCACGGCAGCGCGCGCCGCACUGGCGACGCAACAAUGCGAAACGGACGCAGGAUGGAUCUGGAACGUCGGCAAGGGAGCCUCCUUUAGCACAGGCCGCGCCGGCCAUGCCACAGCUGCGGAGAGCGUGGCCCUGACACAAGUGGGCAACCUCAAGCCCGCCCUCGAGCUGCUGAGGGUGACGACCUCGCUCAGCAAGGCACCGCCAAUCGCCCGACGAGAGUGCAGUGCGGCAUCCGGCAUCUACAUCGCCGGCCUCAUCGCGCUGGCGCUGCCGGAAGAGCUACGGAAGCAGGAUGCCGCCGUGCGGCGGGCGGCCCUGCUCGCGCCGCGCACUGCUGGGCGCGCCGCCUUCCUGAGCAUCGUGGGCCCGAGCAUCGACCUCGAGUUCCAGAUCGACCUCGACAGCCUCCGGCACCAGCUCUGGCGGCUGAGGCAGCAGCAGAGGGCUGAGCAUCACGGACGAUGGGACCCCCAGAUGGUCAGAGGUACCCCAGAAGGAGAGCUCGAUCUGGCGCGGGACGGCAAGCGCACGCUGGAGACUGUGGCGUGGCGGAGCCACAUCCGGCGCAUGUGGCAGCAGAUGCAUGUCACCAGCCUGAGGCUCGCGCACAGCGCCGGCACCGCCGCCAUCCGCAGGGCGGCCCUUGGAUGCACCCACGAGCAUCACACACUUGAAGGCGUGCUUCGCGCCCAGCAGGGCGACGGAUAUGUCCACCGAGACGUCGCGCGCAUCUGCGGGGCCGUGGCGCGCCGCCAGCAUUGGCUUUGGGAGUGCAUCGACGAGCAAUCGGCGGCCGCCGCUGCAGCGCCCUCCAGUCGGCCGCGAUCCGGCCUAGAGGAGAAGUCCACCGUUUGCAUCGUCCCCAUUGCCCCGACCACGCGGCGGCCAGCACAUGCGGCGAGGACUGCGCAGCUUGAGCCCAUUCGAGCCGCCCACCGGCAUGUCAGAGACAACGGGGAGGGCGUGACCCUUACCGCCACAGACGGCUCUAUCGCCGAGAUCUCGCGCGGCGCGCGCCUCCGGCAGGGAUGCUGGUCCGCUGUGGUCGCCCAGAGCCGCGCCCCGCCUGCAUGGGCCCCCAGACCCCAGCACGGCCUGGACUCAUCAUCCGCUGCGCUGGAGAGGGAGAGUUUCAGAACAAUGCUGGAGGCGGCGGCGGCCGAGCAGGUCCCCGUCGUGUGCUUCAUCGACAACGUUGGAGUCCAGCGGAAGGCUGCGGCCAUCCUGUCCGGGCAGCGCCUGGUUGUAGACUAUGGCUUCGGCGGGUGGCAGGAGCAGGAGGCGCUCGCAGCCUCCCUGCCGGCGGGCAGCAGCGCCCGCCGGGUGCCGUCGCAUGGCAAAAGACCCAGCUGGGCCGCCCUGGCCCGAUUCACCGAUGACGUGCGCUUCCUCAACAGCAUCGCGGACCGGCGGUGCGGUGAGGCCGCGCGCUUGGUGCUCCAGCAGCAGCUGCAGCCUCUGGCGGAGGCUCACGCCACUGCGGCAGUUGGCACGGCCAAAGGCUGUCGCCGGCUCGCCGCUGGGGAGGCGAGAUGCAUGACCGACUGGCUCCCGGAGACCAGCGAGCAGAGCCUCGACAAGGCUGCCCAUCGAG